Aspergillus puulaauensis is the source of this 768-nucleotide messenger RNA. RefSeq names its product dienelactone hydrolase family protein. The record is from RefSeq and is a predicted model, not a curated record. NCBI's taxonomy places the organism in Eukaryota, Fungi, Ascomycota, Eurotiomycetes, Eurotiales, Aspergillaceae. Bases 1 to 768 code for a protein of 255 amino acids. Gene Ontology annotation, molecular function: hydrolase activity. The transcript is spliced from 4 exons.
AUGUCUGGCGUUAGCAAGGCCUGCUGCUCCAUCCCCCCGAUCGUCUCCAAGGGCUACCAGCCCAAGGGCGAAUACAAGACCAUCAAUGGCCUGAAGACAUAUGUCACGGGCCCUGAAUCCGCUACCAAGGCCAUUCUCGUCAUCUACGACAUUUUUGGCUUCUUCCCUCAAACCUUGCAGGGCGCCGACAUCCUCUCCACAUCCUCCUCGCAAAAGUACCGCGUGUUCAUCCCCGACUUCUUCGAAGGCCAACCCGCCGACAUCUCUUGGUUCCCCCCUCAAACCGACGAUCAUAAGCAAAAGCUCGGCGCCUUCUUCCAAACCAAAGCCGCACCCCCGAACACCCUCUCCAAGAUUCCCGGCGUCGUCUCCGAAGCCAACUCCCUCGCACCCCCGACCCCCUCCGGCGGCGGCUUCACCUCCUGGAGCAUUCUCGGCUACUGCUGGGGCGGCAAGAUCAGCGUUCUCUCCUCGGGCACCGAGAACAAAACAUUCAAGGCAGCCGUGCAGUGCCACCCGGCCAUGCUGGACCCGAAUGACGCCAAGAACAUCAAUAUCCCCAUGGCCCUGCUGGCGAGUAAGGACGAGAACCCCGACGAUGUGUCCAAGUUCGACGCGGGGUUGAAGACGGAUCACUAUGUCGAGACUUUCCCGUCCCAGAUCCACGGCUGGAUGGCGGCCCGGAGUGAUCUUGAGGAUGAAAAUGUGAAGAAGGAGUAUGAGCGCGGUUAUCGCACUGCGCUUGAUUUCUUGGGGAAGCAUGCUUAA